GCAACAGUGAUCUCUGACGACAUCUGAACACACUCACCGCGGCACAGAGCUGCUGGAUCUGCAGUUAUCGCAGAGGGCAGAAUGACCACAGAGAGCAUGGCUCUGAAUAAACUAGGCGACGUAGAGGCACUGACAGCCCGCUCUGGAAAAGUGCAUCGCCCCAUCAACCUGAAUCACUAUGCCACUAAGAAGAGUGCGGCUCAGAGUAUGCUGGAUGUUGCCUUGCUGAUGGCCAACUCGUCCCAGCUGAAGACUGUCCUCUACGUGGGCCCUCAUUACCGUUUCUACAUCCCGCUCAUUGUCCUGCUGUCUCUGUCCAUCACAUUACAGGUCAUAGUGGGGCUGCUGCUCGUCUUUAUCGUGAAGUACGAUCUGAACGACACGAGGAAACACAGCAAGCUGAACAGAAUGAACAAUGUAGCGACAGUCUUUGUCUUCUUCACCGUCCUCAUCAACAUCUUCAUCACAGCUCUAGGAUUUGAGGGACAUGCGGUCAGGUCAUUAGACUCAUCUGUGAUGUCAAUACCUGACUCUCACUUAUCCCCUCUGCCCGCUGACCCUAACACGACUGGUGGCAUUUAGACCCAUCUCUAGACCAAAAUAAUUUCCUCGUUCACCUGUUAGCUCAAAGCCUUGAAAUCUAAAGGGCUGUGGUGGGACAAUUCCUUUAUCAGUAGCCUUUUGAAAUUAUAAGUCAUCUGGGCAAAGAUUCACCAGCAGGUUUAAUUUAAAUGUUUAAUUCCUGGUGAAUUAAUCACAACCAUCACAUUAGUGCUGAGAAUCUUUUGUGGACCCAGAAAGACCUGGAUAAUCUCAGGAUCGCAGAGUAAAAGCCCAUCCUCAGUGACCAUCGACGCAACCUCUACUUGAAUACAUCAACGCUGCCUCUUCUUCCUUCAAGUGUAGAUGCCAACAGACUCCAGUGCAGUGUACUGACCCCUGGCCUUUGCUGUGUUAAUCUGUUACCAAAUGCACAGAAUUUCCUUUUUUUUUUCUUUGUUCAAACUAUUUAACGCCUUUCUCUUGUAAAUAUAAGUGGUUUACAUUGUUUGUUAAAACCUUAAACUGGUGGAAUUAUGCUCAUUUACAGUUUUGUAGGAAAUAAAUGAAUUACUUAUA
Chelmon rostratus (copperband butterflyfish) is the source of this 1119-nucleotide messenger RNA. RefSeq lists its product as uncharacterized. Gene Ontology annotation, biological process: cell adhesion; tissue regeneration. The transcript has 4 exons. Gene Ontology annotation, cellular component: membrane. Lineage: Eukaryota; Metazoa; Chordata; Actinopteri; Chaetodontiformes; Chaetodontidae. Bases 82 to 582 code for a protein of 166 amino acids. The record is from RefSeq and is a predicted model, not a curated record.